Molecule: messenger RNA, 1652 nt
Organism: Lycium ferocissimum
Lineage: Eukaryota; Viridiplantae; Streptophyta; Magnoliopsida; Solanales; Solanaceae
Product: probable transcription factor At3g04930
Exons: 1
Coding region: 227-1399 (390 amino acids)
Biological process (GO): regulation of DNA-templated transcription
Cellular component (GO): nucleus
Source: RefSeq, a predicted model, not a curated record
UUAAAAAAAAGUGAAACCAGGCUUACCUGGCACCGGCUUAACAGGGAACCAGUUAAUGCUAACGGCGACCACGUGUGCACCAUCCACUGAACCAUUCAACCAAACAAACCCAGUCUUGCACGAAACAUACUCAACACACUAACCAACUCCCCCUCUUUACUUUCGGCCUAACCACUUUUACCUUAGCCCACUUGAACCCUAACCCACCUUAAUCUCCCCCCCACCCAUGAGCUAUCUUCCCAUGGCAGACGACCACCAACCAGAACCCUACAACGACGACAACCUCGAUGAUGACGUGGACGUCGACGGUGAUGACGACUCCACUUCCUCCCCUUCCCCUUCCGUCGCCGGCGAAGUCACCAUCGCCGUCGCCGGCGUCAACGUCACCACCACUGAUUCUCCUUCUCUAAAACGACCACGUAUCGACGAUUUCUCUGUUCCCAUUGUUCUCCCAGGGACGAAGAAACCCUCCCUUUUUCAACGCCUUUGGACUGACGAAGACGAGGUUGAGCUUUUACAAGGGUUUCUCGACUACACAGCGCAGCGCGGGUUGAACAGUUCCUCUCAGCAACAUCAUUACGAUACGACCGCGUUUUACGACCAGAUCAAGUGCAAAUUCCAGCUAGAUUUCAACAAAAACCAGCUUGUCGAGAAACUCCGUCGCUUAAAGAAGAAAUACAGGACUGUUAUGAGUAAGAUGGGAUCUGGAAAGGAAUUCGUGUUUAAAAGUGCUCAUGAUCAGGUCACUUUUGAGAUCUCUCGUAAGAUCUGGGGUAAUGGAGGUGGUUCUUUUGUUCGCAAUAGUCCUGGUGGAUCUACUGUAUUGGAAUAUGAUGAAGAUGCUACUCACCUUAACCCUAACCAUAACCCUGAUGCUAUUGUUGUUUAUAAUAAUAGCCCAAAGUUUAACCUUAACUCUAACCCUAACCCUAAUGGAAUUGCUGUCAAAACUCCGAGAUCGUCACAAAAAAGGUCUCCACCAGUACCUACAGAACCAGUUAAAGUGGAGUUUCAGCCAUCGGGUGGCCCGAUCCCGACCACAAACUCCACCCCAAUGGCAGCCGCGCCUGUGGCUGGGGCUGCCACGGUGGCUGCUUCAGUGCCUAGUUUGAUUGAGGAGACAGUGAGGAGUUGUGUGUCGCCGAUUUUCAAGGAGUUGUUGAACAAUGUGGCAAAUUUGAAUGGGCCUAGUAGAGGGUUUGGGUUUGGAUUUGGAGGAAUGGGGAUGAGUCCGAUCCCGUUUGGGUUCGGGGGAGGUGGAAUGAACAUGGAAAUGAUGGGGGAUGAGAAAUGGAGGAAGCAACAGAUGUUAGAGCUGGAAGUGUAUUCGAAGAGGUUAGAACUGGUUCAGGAUCAGGUAAAAGCACAGUUGGAGGAGCUCAGAUCCAUGGGAAAUUAAGUGCUGAUGAAAAAAAUUGGAAAAAGGGUGCUUUUUUCAGUGUAUACAUUUUUCAAAUAAUUCUAGCAAAUGAUAAUUUUACCAGGUUGUCGAUGACGAUGCCUGUUUAGGUAUUUAGCUUUUGGUUGCUGAAUAAUGAGUUCUAAUUUGGUUACAGCUGCUUGUUUGCAGAGUUUGUUGCAACAUAGAUGCUUGCUUUGUCUAGUUUUUUGUAUAUAGAAAUGAAAUGAUAGAAGCCAAAUGUUGAGUUUAA